CUGCGUGAAAGCAGGAACCGUGGAGGAGUUUCGCUACUGUAAAAUCUUAGGGUAGUGAAUCGCUAGGAGAGAUACAGGGGAAGAACGGAGCAGAAUUUACGAGCGUUCCCCGAUAAUGCUAUUUUGAUAUGAUAGUGACUGAAUAAAGUUUUUCUACACGAGAUGGACAAUUAGUACAGACAAAAGUUUAUUUGCCUAGGCUUUGAAGAGUUUGCGAGCAGCUACCUAGCUAGCUAUGCUAACUUUAGCUAGCGAGCUAGAUACAACUGUAAACAUGGUUUAAAUUGGUUGCUCACUUGACGUUAUAUUGCAGUAAUUUUAAUUGAGUAUGAAUUAUGUUAUGAAUGUGUGUCUGUCGUAGCUAAUAACGUAUUUAGGAUACAUUUAUGCUUGGAUUCAAACAGCCGCAGUGUGUACACAAAUCAAACAACUGCAGCAGAGGCAGAUGAUGGAGGAGCUGUGGAGACGUGGCAUGCCCCUGUCAGAUCGAAUGGAAAAUGACCCCCCAGCCGAUAUGGCCCCAGGGUACACGACCACAGCGGCCCCGUCGGGCUCCAAUGCCUCCUGGGUGCCAGACACCCCCCUGGUGACCCCUGAGGAACCAUACUUCCUCAUGACCUCCACUGCCCAGACCGUGUCAGGGUUCUUUGUCUGGACAGCCCUGCUAAUAACCUGCCACCAGAUCUACAUGCACCUGCGCUACUACAGCUCUCCCAAUGAGCAGAGGCACAUAGUUCGCAUCCUCUUCAUCGUUCCCAUCUACGCCUUUGACUCGUGGCUCAGCCUCCUCUUCUUCACUAACGAAGAGUACUAUGUCUACUUUGACACGGUCCGCGACUGCUACGAAGCGUUUGUGAUCUACAACUUCCUCAGCCUGUGUUAUGAGUACCUUGGAGGGGAGAGCGCCAUCAUGGCUGAGAUCCGAGGAAAGCCCAUUGAGUCCAGCUGUGUGUACGGCACCUGCUGUCUCUGGGGAAGGACUUACUCCAUUGGGUUCCUCCGAUUCUGCAAACAGGCCACUCUACAGUUCUGUGUGGUGAAGCCUCUGAUGGCCAUGAUCACAGUCAUCCUGCAGGCCUUUGGGAAGUACAGAGAUGGAGACUUCAAUGUGGCCAGUGGGUACCUGUAUGUGACCAUCAUCUAUAACUUCUCUGUCAGCCUGUCUCUCUACGCCCUCUUCCUCUUCUACUUCGCCACCCGCAACCUGCUGGUCCCCUACAGCCCCAUGCUCAAGUUCCUCAUGGUCAAGUCUGUCAUCUUCCUCUCUUUCUGGCAGGGUAUGCUGCUGGCCAUCCUGGAGAAGUGUGGAGCCAUCCCUAAAAUCAACUCUCCCGAAGUGUCAGUUGGGGAGGGCACGGUUGCCGCUGGCUACCAGAACUUUAUCAUCUGCAUUGAGAUGUUCUUUGCCGCUGUGGCCCUGCGCCACGCCUUCACCUACAAGGUCUACAUGGACAAGAGGCUGGACUCCUACGGGUCCUUUCCUAUUUUUGGACAGUACGGUCGCUGCGCCCCAAUGAAGAGCAUCUCCAGCAGUCUGAAGGAGACCAUGAACCCCGGAGACAUGGUGCAGGACGCCAUCCACAACUUCUCCCCGGCCUACCAGCAGUACACACAGCAGUCCACCCUUGAGCAGCGUGGAGGGGCGCCAGUGUCCCGCAGCCUCAGCACCCGCGACAACGAGAAGACCCUGCUGCUCAGCUCUGACGAUGAGUUCUGAGCCCCCCUACACACCGACCGGUGGUACUACUGGGAGGUGGAGACGGGAGGGGCUUAAUGGACUCUACUAUAGUGCCGUAUGAAAUCGACAGGCUUGAGUCCUUUGGCUGAUCCACUUCAUUGCGUACAUGAACAUAGUACUCAUAUUCCUCAGUCUAUAUUG
Molecule: messenger RNA, 1879 nt
Organism: Oncorhynchus kisutch (coho salmon)
Lineage: Eukaryota; Metazoa; Chordata; Actinopteri; Salmoniformes; Salmonidae
Product: transmembrane protein 184B
Exons: 10
Coding region: 446-1717 (423 amino acids)
Source: RefSeq, a predicted model, not a curated record